AUGGCACGCUGUACCAGACCAGAUUGGAAGGCCCAACUACCCUGGAUCCUCCUUGGGAUGCGGAAAUCACCGAAAAAGGGACUGCAUGUCUCCCCAGCCGAGGUGGUCUUUGGAGAAGCUCUUGUUGUUCCAGGAAAAUUCUUUCCAUCACCCAAUACAACCGUUGAUGACAACAACCUCGCCAGACUACGGCACACUGUGGGGAAGUACCGGCCAUGUUUCCAAACACACAAGACAUCACUUUCAAGAUACUUCCCCAUAUCACUCAACGCCUCUAAGUACAUCUUCGUAAGGUACAACGCUUACAAACCACCCCUCACUAGCCCUUACCGGGGACCCUACGCCGUCCUGGAAUGUAACUCCAAGGCAUUUCGUCUCAGUAUAGCCGGAGGCAUCGACUGGGUGUCAAUCGACUGCUUAAAACCAGCCUACCUUGAGGAAGAGGAUUCCAAGCCUACAUCGCCACUUGUUGACGACCCAACUUCUACCUCACACCACCUGGGUGCACGUCCUCCUGCACCAUCUCCUAAAAAUGGACCUCGCCCCACCUCAUCCCGCACUGGACGGCUUAUCUGA
Molecule: messenger RNA, 576 nt
Organism: Scylla paramamosain (green mud crab)
Lineage: Eukaryota; Metazoa; Arthropoda; Malacostraca; Decapoda; Portunidae
Exons: 1
Coding region: 1-576 (191 amino acids)
Source: RefSeq, a predicted model, not a curated record